Aplosporella prunicola CBS 121167 is the source of this 1335-nucleotide messenger RNA. RefSeq lists its product as uncharacterized. The transcript has 2 exons. Lineage: Eukaryota; Fungi; Ascomycota; Dothideomycetes; Botryosphaeriales; Aplosporellaceae. Bases 1 to 1335 code for a protein of 444 amino acids. The record is from RefSeq and is a predicted model, not a curated record.
AUGCCCAUGACUUCGCCAAACUCUCACCAUAUGCUGUCCUCGUCCAUCUCCUCGCUUUCUUCCGACAACCACAAGCGGCCUCAGACUGCCCAGAUCGCAAAAGCAUACCGCCAGGCCGCCCAGCUGUUCCUCACCCGCCGCCUCCCCGAAGCUCUGUCCACCAUCGAGCCUAUCAUCACCCCGGACGACCAAAGCUCCCAUGCUCCCGUCGCCCAUGCCUCACGCGGCACCCGCAUAAAGGUCUGGAGCUUCUACCUCACCUUUCUCAAUGCCGUCGUCGAAUUGGGCCCCGAAGAGGGCAAACACGCCUUCGGCAGCUCCAAGUGGAAGGCGCUGGUCGCCAAAUGCCGCGACGCCAGCGUGUGGGAAGAGGUGGUGCAGGCCGGAUACGCAGGUAUCGAAGGCAGCGUGGACCCCGAUGUCGUCGUUAACCUAGCUACUCUCCUACUGACCCAUGCCCCUUCUCAACGCCUCACGCAGCAGCGCAUGGAGACGUACCUCUCCGCUUCGGCACAGCCCGCGUUCGACAUCGCCUCGCACAUGGCGUCGCCGCUGUACGCGCAAAAGCGGUCCGGCCUGCGCAGCAACGGCACCAACACGCCGCGCGACCUCAACUCACGGCUCAAGCUUCUCGAGCUGUACACGCUGCACGUGCUCCCGCGCAACGAAGAGUGGGACUACGCGCGCGAGUUCAUCAGCAUGAGCGAGGUGCUCGACGACGAGCGCAAAGAAGCCUUCCACCUAGCGCUGCACAGCCUGCGCGAGGAGCAAGAAUCGGCCGCCGAGCGCGAGGCUGAGCUGCGCCGGCAGCAAGUCGAGCAGCUAGAACAGCGCCGCCGCGACGCCGAAGUGCGCCGCCUGGAGGCCGCCAAGGCCGAAGAGGAAGACGAAGCGCGCCGUCGCCGCGAGCGCGAAAACGAAGCCGAAUCCCGCCGCGCCCGCCGCAACCCCGACCAGACCAACAAGGCUCAGCGGAAUCGCUCUCCGCCGCCGCCGCCGUCGUCGUCCGCUCCGCCGGCAGCAGGCCACCAUCGAGGCGGCAGUGGCCAGUCGACCUCGUCGCGUCCCGCGAAAAAAGGUGCCAUUAGCCCGCGCGGGCCUCGGCCUGGCGGACUCGCUGGUUUGGUGUCUACCGCGCAGGCGCUGGUGCUCAAUGCCGCGCGCAACAUGACGCGGAAUCCGCUCGCGUUUCUGCGCAUGCUGCUGUUUAUGCUUGCGUUCGCCCUUGCGUUCGGCAGGCAAGACGUACGGGUGCGGGUGCGUAAACUGCUGCGACAGGCGUGGGAGAAGAUACGCCAGACGGCGGGAAUGGGCGUCAAGGUGUCUUACAUCUAG